Messenger RNA from Aspergillus oryzae RIB40, 2649 nucleotides. RefSeq lists its product as uncharacterized. The transcript has 9 exons. The coding region runs from base 1 to 2649 and encodes 882 amino acids. Gene Ontology annotation, molecular function: catalytic activity. The record is from RefSeq and is a predicted model, not a curated record. Gene Ontology annotation, biological process: nucleoside metabolic process. NCBI's taxonomy places the organism in Eukaryota, Fungi, Ascomycota, Eurotiomycetes, Eurotiales, Aspergillaceae.
AUGGAUGAGCGACAUCGUCCUCUGCGUCGAAAUGGCUUUGAAGUUGCAAUCAUUUGCGCUCUACCACUGGAAGCUAACGCUGUUCUUUGCUCAUUAGACGAGAUCUGGCAUGAUGCUCACAAUACGUAUGGGAGGGCUGUGGGGGACGACAACGCCUACGAUUAUGGAAGAAGUGGCGGGCACAGCGUGGUUGUCGUUACUUUACCUGGAAUGGGAAAGGUGCCGGCAUCCACUGCAGCUAGCUAUCUCAGGAUGAGCUUCAGUUCAAUCAAGCUUGUACUGCUGGUCGGAGUCUGCGGUGCAGUCCCCCGUACCGACCGCACGGAGAUUAUCCUCGGCGACGUGGUUAUCAGCCAGAGUAUUGUAGAGUUGGAUCGUGGUCGUCAGUACCCUAACGGCUUUAAAAGAAAGGACACCAUCCUGGACUCUCACGGGCGUCCUAAUGAAGACAUCUUGGGACUGCUGCAACGUUGGAAAGCAACCUUGCACCUGAAAAAUCUACAAAAGAAAACAACGGAAAAUCUCAAGACCCUUCUACAGCACCCAGAUUCCGAGGCACGGUACCCCGGUGCAACUGAGGACAAGCUCUUUGAACGGGAUCUGCAAUAUUCCAGCGGCACCAGACUCACUGCCUGUGACGAGCUUCAAUGCGAUGAGAGCAAAUUAGUACCGCGUACUCGGUUACGCGAAAGAGAUACAGACGGCGAGAUCCCGACUCCGCUGAUACACUUUGGCUUGAUCGGCACUGCGGACACGGUUCAGAAGUCAGCGGCGCACAGGGACAAGCAUGCAGAGUCAGAGGGUGUGAUAGCGUUCGAGAUGGAGGGGGCUGGGGUCUGGAACAAGUUCAAUUGUCUGAUAAUCAAGGGUGUGUGUGACUACGCCGACAGUCAUAAAAACAAGAAUUGGCAGAACUAUGCAGCUGCUGUGGCUGCGUCAGUUGCAAAGGAGAUUUUGGGGCAGUACGUAUCUCACGACCAACCAUCACAGCCGGGAACACCGAAUGAUAGCUCCGGAUAUUUUACACAACAUUCCAUGAUUUCUCGUGGUCGGGCCACAAAGCGAUUUAGAGAGGGCCUGGCAAAGGAGCAGUUGGACACCUUCAAGGCCACAGACCUUCGUGCCUUGAAGAAAGAGCUGAAGAAGAUCCAGGAUGAACAGGAGCAAUCGCACUCAUUGAGAAAUCUUCGGCGGCUUGAGCGCUUUAUUCAAGCCACUGAACAGAUUGGGACCGUUCUUGAAGAUAUCCUAGGUACUAGCGAGGAGAUGUGUCUCGUUUGGGGUCCGGUAAAGGCGUUACUGCAGGUAGCAAAAGGUAACGUGGAUUUAUUCGACACGCUUCUGGAAGCCUACGAAUAUAUUGGUAGUGAACUGCCAAACCUUGGCGUCUACCGGGAGUUGUUUAAGCAUCAUGUAGGCUUGCAACGGAUACUGGCAAGAGUAUUUGCCCUUAUCUUGGAAUUUCAUGAGAAUACGUUGAGAUUAUAUUCCGGGAGAGCCCUAAGAACUGUAUUUCGGCCACUCUGGAAGGACUUCGAAACAACGCUAUUUGAUGUCAUUGUGCGGGAAACCGGCUCCCAUAGGAUAAUGAUCGAAGAUAAGACAAUGGCCUUAUACAGCCACCCGGGACACUGUACGAUGGAUGCGCAAGAAGUCCGAGACCACCUCGAAAGCACAAGCAACAACAUGCGCUUAUCCAAGCAGGAGCAUCAAAAGGCACGAGAGAAGAUGUACGAUGAGGUCAGAUGCUGGAUUGCAGGCGCUGCAGGGGUUUCCGGCGUCGAAGACGUUGCAGACGUCGUAGGUGCUGAGACCGAGAGUGAUCAUAACAACAUCUGUCGUGACCGAGGCUUUUACCCUGGUAGCGGUAGCUGGAUUCUGGAGAACGAGAAGGUCAAAAAAUGGCUAUCACCAGAGCCGGAGCAGUCGUCUAAUUCUAUGCUAUGGAUUAAUGGGCGUCCAGGAACAGGUAAAACAUAUUUAGCAUCGGUCGUCAUUGAGACCUGUCUGGAGGACUCCUCGUCGGUUACAUGCUACUUUUACUGCAAGGAAAAGGUGAAGUCGAGAAACUCUGCGAUUGCGGUACUCCGUGGUAUUCUCUUGCAACUUGCGCGUCAGCACCGCGAAUUGAUCCCUUAUUGCUAUGCGAAGAUCAAGAGUUCCGGUAGCCUCAUGUUAUCGGAUCUAUCCACGGCAAAUGACGGUGUUGACGAGUGCGAAGAGCAGAGAAAGGAUUUGAUCGACAUAUUUAGAAUUCUGGUCAGAAAAAACGAAAUCUAUGCGAAAGGGAAACUUCGUGUCCUUUUUCUAAGUCGGCCCAUGAAUGAAGUCAAAAACGCCCUACCGGAGGCUGAGAUGCUUGCUCUGGAACCGGACCACAACAGGCAAGACAUCCAAAAGUAUUGUGAGCGCAGAAAACGCGAGUUUCAGAAAUUUGGGUUUGACAAUGAGUACCUGAAGGAUGUUGUACAGAUAAUAUGUACAAGGGCUGAUGGGAUGUUCCUGUUUGCUAAGCUGGUCAUGAACAACUUAAAAGAACAGCCAACCAGGGAAGACUUUCGUAUUGAGACCACCGCUGCGAUAUUGCCCAGUGAGAUUGACCAAGCGUGCGUGGCCUCCUUUUACCAGCGUCCGCUGCCUAGUCAUUGA